AUGUCCUCAAAGAGGAAGUCGCCACCAACGAAGCUAUCGGAGGGCGGGGGCGGUACGGGUACAGUGGCAGGCGCCAACGAAGAGGAGGAGGACACUACCUCGCCGGUGGCCGGUUCCGGUGGCGAGGCAGCCGUCGUCGGUGAGGAGGGUGCCGCCACCCCCGUCGACAUCGAGGAGUGCUAUUCCCAUCAGAGAGGCGGCGAGUGCGAGUCGUCCGGCUGUUCGUCGCCGGCGACUACAAGCGAGCCGGAUCUACGCGACUCGCCGUCGCCCUCGUUGAAUUCCUUGCGGACGGCCAAGCGACAGAGGCUGCUGUUCCUGUCGAGCCAAGAGACCAUCGCACCGUACCACCCUCAUCAUCACCAUCACCACCAUCACCAUCAUCAUCAUCACCAUACGAACACGUCGUCGUCGUCGGGCGGUGCACUGGAACCGGCGAGCUCCUCGGAGUGCGGCUCGCCACCCACCCUCCUCUCCGUUGACCCCUAUUACCCUCAUCCCCAUCACAACAAUAACAACAAUACCGUCACGCAGAACAACAACAAUAACAACAACAAUAACGGCAGUGGUACCACCACUGCAGGCAGUAAAAGAUCCAUGGACGACGUUCUCAAAAGACUAACGUGCAAGAUGAACAGCGAAUCCCUGUCUAUCCAGGAUGAUACUACCAAUACCAGGCGGACGUCGCCGCCUCUCUCUUCCACGCCAACCGGUCACAAUGCACAUAGUUGCAGUGGAAGCACGACAACCACCACCGUGGCGAAUAACGUCGUACUCACACCUCCGGAUGCCGGAAGGAUACCAACCACGGAGACGCACGUAGAUCAAGACGGUGUGGCGGCCUUUCAAAGGAUCCUCUGCGCCGACACUUUCGUCGAGAAGGAGCGCCGGCUCUCCGAGAUGAUCCUGCAGCUGCAGUUGCUUAGGGAACGUUUGGUCCAACAGCAGGACCCAUCGAAGUCGUAUCCCGCUCACAUGACGGUCGACUCGCAGAAGCAAAUCGAGAUGCAGCGGCUGCAAACGGAGCACUUGAAGCGGCAGCAAGAGCACAUCAUGCAGCACAACAUCCAGGAGCUGCAGGCUCAGAUGACAAAGAGCCAGCUGAGCAUGUCGGGGCAGUCGCUGAUGUUCCUGCCGUUUCUCGAGCAGCUCAGAGCGCUGCCGGUGCAGUCGCCCAUGCCUCCGCCGCCGGCCACGUCGACCGCCACCACCGGCAACAAGCACAUCAACUCCAUCGCCAAUAUGAUCAGCAGCCACCGGGAGGGCCCGAGCUGGGCGAGCGCGCACCUCGCGCAGAUGACCACGCAGAUGGAGAAGGAAUCGUCGUCGCCGGCGCCGAUCUCAUCCGCGGUAGCGCCGACGGCCCCGCCGCCUCCCCAGGACCUCGACGCCCCGCUGAACCUCACCAAGCCGAAAUCGGCGUCCUCCUCGGGCGCCACGGCGUCCUCCUCGUCGCCCGGCAGCGAUUCGCACUCGACCGGCGCCGGAAGUAGCGGCCAGCAGGAGCAGCCGCUGGCGGCGACCGCGCCCAAGCUCUUCCCAUCGGGGCUGUCCUUGUCGCGGAAUUACCUGCAGACGCUCCCCUACGCCGGCAUGGCGCCGCAUCUCAGCACUCUGUCCUCGCCGAUGGGCAAGGUAAUGGCCAAAGACGAGGCCGGCGGACCCGGUGGAUCCGUGGCGGCCGCUGCGGCCGCGGCAGUGGAGAAGCACUUCGUGAUGCACGGGCUGUACGGAUUGCAGUCGAACGCAGGUGCGAUGCCGCCGUCGGCCCAGACUCAAAGACCGAUCAAGCAUUCUGGCCCUCGGGAGGAGACGCCUCAGGAGGAGCAGGAUUUUCUCUCGACGUCUCACAUGUGGCGAGAUCCGGGAUAUAAAGUGGCGGAAGACAUAACGGAAAAAGCUAAAAUGGUGAGGCAGCAGAAAAGGGAGAGUGAGAACAAGCCACAUAUCAAGCGACCUAUGAACGCAUUCAUGGUGUGGGCCAAGGACGAACGUAGGAAGAUCUUGAAAGCCUGCCCAGACAUGCAUAACUCGAACAUAUCGAAGAUUCUCGGCGCCCGGUGGAAGGCGAUGUCGAACUCGGAGAAGCAGCCGUAUUACGAGGAACAGUCGCGGCUGUCGAAGCUGCACAUGGAGAAGCAUCCCGACUACAGGUACCGGCCGCGGCCGAAGCGCACGUGCAUCGUGGACGGCAAAAAGAUGCGCAUCUCCGAGUACAAGUCGCUGAUGCGGCAGCGGCGGCAGGAGAUGCGGCAGCUGUGGUGCCGCGACGGUGGCAGCGAGAUGAACUUCUUGUCGCCGGUGAGCGCAGAUCUGACCGGCACGCAGCAUCACCCGGGCACGGGCGCCGGGCCGUCGGCGCGGCCGUCGGUCUCGCCCCCGGCGACGAUGCUGAACGGCGGCGGCGGCGGCGUCGCCGGCCCGAGCUCGGACCACCCUUCCUUUUAUUAUCCGCAGGACAGCCUCUCGCCCACGGACAUGAUGAACUUCUCGCCCGAGAAUUCCGGCUCUAUCGGCGGCUACGACGCGAGUCCGCGGCACCACGACGAGGAUUGAACCACGGCUCCGGGUCAGCCACUUUGGCCGCCCGGAGCAUCAUCGUCAUCAUCCUCAGCAGUGGCGGCGGCGGCGGCAGCCGCGGCGACCGCAGCGGCCGCGUCCACGUCGAGACUCGCUUACGAACUCUUCUGGUAAUCGGAAUCGUCUGUCUCGGUGUGACGUCGACGACGACGACGGCGACGUGUGUCUCGAGUCACACACUGGAACAUGUUUCCGAGCCGCGCUUCUCCGCACGACGGAGCGAACUGGAAGAGGGCACUCUACUUUUCAGGGAAAGAAGAGUUUCAGGCGUCUCGAAACCUCGCCGGAGGUUGUGAUAUAAUGUUCUAUCUCUGUGCCAUCGUACGCGAAACGCGAAGUAGAAGCGCGAGAGCGUCUCCGUCGCGACGUCGCUCGAUCGUCGAUCUUCCUUGCUCUUCGAUACAAGCUAUAACAGAAAAAAUACCGGUGUGUGUUUUCGCUAGUGUGCAAUCCGUUAGUCCGUUUGAUUCGUAUCGAAUGCGUGUACACGGAUCUCGAUACAGUUUUCCACAAACACAAGCUUGUAUAUCGUAUUGACAAAGCAACAUGUUUAGACUCGUUGAAUAUUUUGACAACGACAUCCUUUGAUGUCCCAUUUGCAGUGCUCAAUUAACAAGAAAAUAUACCCAACUAUCCCGCCAUAAUUUUGACGAUGAGCUUUGGAUAUGUUGUGUAAUGUAGAUCAAAAUAAUUUAACAUCAAAUUCAACUACGUAUGUAAAAUUGUUUUCCGAAAACGUAUCUUCCAAAACUGCGCUAGAAACAUGUAUAUAUUGUAUAACAUGUAAUGUAUCUAUAUUCGAAGCUCUCUUUCAUUUUUGCUAUAAAACAAUUUUUCGAAAUUGGUGACGGCAGAGGAAGAUGUAAAAUCAGUUUGCUUCACGUUUGCGUUUGAAUCCCUUAAAAUUAAAUACUGGAUGUGUGCGAGUCUUGCUUUUACGCGGUCAAACCGAAUCUUUUCAUGUUCGAAUUUAAAUCAAUUUUUCCUGAGUUUGUUAUAUAUGUUGCUUUGAAAAAUGAUUUGAUUAUAUUCGAAAUCGAGUCGUUGACGAUUCGAAAUCAUUCGAAGCACACCUUUGUCAAAUAUUCAGUAUCUAGUUUCUAAGAAAGUAUCUUUUAUAAUCUGUUCUGUAAUGCUCAUAUCCAAGGCUCAGUGAUAUUGGAGAACGGAACGGUUGAGUUUCUUCGUAAAUUCCUUAUUUUGACAAAAGACGAUUGCCGAUUUAGGUUCCGAGUUUUUCCAUCGCUGCGCGAUGCAACGCCAUUUCGAGACAAUCUGUAUCGAGACACGGUCUUUAUUUAUUCGUUCCCACAUGCGGCGGUUCACAAAUCGUUCUCGCGCAAGACUCUUCUGUUGCUCAUUUUCGUUCAGACAUUCUCGAGCCAAGUGCAUAUUGAAAACCCCGCGGUCUAAAGCCGAAACAACAGGCACAACGUCGUAAGACUUUGAAAGACGUUCCACCAGACAUCCUAAUCUCUCGCGCAUCUCCCGGGGACGUCUUUUCGCUCGGUGAAGGCGCGAACACUCGAAAAGACUUUGAGCAGUUAAACUUGAGGGGAAAAAUGGCAGUCGAGAACGUGAGCAGCCGUUUCGAAACUUAAGCAACGUUAACAAUUCCGAUUGGUUGAAGUUCUUCAAUCUUAAGUCUUACUGCUCGAGUUUUCUCGUGCGUUUCCAGCUUAACUCGCUCCCGCGUCACACGAGCGACGACGGAGAACGGCGUCUCUCACGCACGUCGGCGGUAUUCCCUGUAUAUUCUCCCGCAUCGUAAUCAAAAUUGCAAUCCGCACGAAACUCGUGGUAGACUUCGAUUAUCGGUAGCUAAAGCGUAGAGAUAACCGGCGUUGAAACAGCGGCCAAAAAAAAAACCCGACGACGCUCGUUGCACUUGGCGUCCCCGCAUCCGCGCGCGCGUGCGGGGGUCGCAAGGGCACGCGCAUACGUACGCAUAAUUUUUAUAAUAAGACAAUCGCGCGCCGAUUCGGAUGCGCAGCUCGUGCCGGUCUCCUUAUCGGACCUGGAUACACACAGCCGAUAUCACGUACAACGUUGCGACACGAUGCAUGGCCAAAAAGUCUUGUUCCUAUUUCUCCUAAGUGUGUAUGUGUGUGCGUCUAAACGAUACGGGCCGAUUUCGGAUGCGGACCGUGUCGAGAAAGAGAAACGAAAUGAACGGAGGGAAAGAGAGAGAAAGACGAAAAAGAGAGUGAGAGAGAGAGAGAGUGAAACGAAUAAGUAGAAACUGGUCUAUCGCAGCGUCUCCCGCAACGAGAUCGCGCGCGUCCGAACGCGUGGACGCCGCACGUGGCAAUAUCUUAUCUCGCGGCCGUCAGUCGGUCGUUGUAAAAUGUUCCAUCGUAUGUAAAACAACCGCGCGUUCGACGCGCUGAACGGAUGGUCGGGAACAGAGUGAGAAAAAAAAAGCUAGAAGAUAAUCGCACGCGCGAUCAAGCCCCGGUACGUGGACGCGCGACGACGGGCUUCUCGUUUAAUAUAAAUGCCUAGUACUUAUAGUAUUUUCACCGUUAAUUUAUUGACCCUAAAUGUAAAAGCAGCGAGACAGCCGAGAGGCGGUUGAUAGUCGACUGAGUGGCAGGGGGGCGAAAAGGGGCGAGAGGACGUAAAGGGGGUUGAAGACGGGAUGGACAUUGGGAAUUAGCGGAUCGUCGAUAUAUUAGUACAACGUUACGGUAAUAAACGGUCGCGAAAAAAAGGGAUUAUAGCGUUAUAUUUAUCGAAAGAUCGGAGCCCCGCAUCUGCGAUCCUGAUCGCCAUGCUCGACACGUCGCCCCGAUUUUCGUAAGGGCGCGCUUCUGCGACUUCGAAUUACAUUUACGAACGUGGGGGAGAUCGUGGUACACGAGGGGGUGGUGAGGCCGACGGGGGACAAUUACAGCCUCGCGGUUAAGUCGAUACGAAAAGACGAACGCAAUUGUAAACGUAGCUAGGUCUGUGGGGCGAUCGAACAAGGCGAUAUAAUGAUUUGGAGCUUGAUGUGAUAUAAUACUUAUGUGCCAAAUAGCGUUUUCGCGGGCGGGGGUUAAUCAAAAAAAAAAAA
Molecule: messenger RNA, 5638 nt
Organism: Vollenhovia emeryi
Lineage: Eukaryota; Metazoa; Arthropoda; Insecta; Hymenoptera; Formicidae
Gene: Sox102F
Product: transcription factor SOX-13
Exons: 8
Coding region: 1-2556 (851 amino acids)
Biological process (GO): regulation of transcription by RNA polymerase II; cell fate commitment
Cellular component (GO): nucleus
Molecular function (GO): DNA-binding transcription factor activity, RNA polymerase II-specific; RNA polymerase II cis-regulatory region sequence-specific DNA binding
Source: RefSeq, a predicted model, not a curated record